This is a messenger RNA of Suillus bovinus, 933 nucleotides long. RefSeq lists its product as uncharacterized. The transcript is spliced from 2 exons. The coding region runs from base 1 to 933 and encodes 310 amino acids. Lineage: Eukaryota; Fungi; Basidiomycota; Agaricomycetes; Boletales; Suillaceae. Gene Ontology annotation, molecular function: protein binding. The record is from RefSeq and is a predicted model, not a curated record.
AUGGAUACAUGUACGACUUCGUGCAAUUACACCAGCAUCGAUGACGAACCACAGCGCAUACCAGUCGACGCCGGAGCCCCUUUUGACAGAGGGGAUAUCAUAUUACGCAGUGCGGAUGAUGUUGAUUUCCACUUCCACAAGCUACUGCUCUCCCUAGCAUCAUCUUUCUUUUCGAACAUGUUCUCUUUACCUCAGCCAGGCUCUCUCGAUGAUGCUGCAGACCGGACAAAACACGGUCUCCCUAUCAUACCAGUGACGGAGAAUAGCGUCGUUUUGCGGAAGUUGUUGAGCUUCUGCUCUCCAGUAUAUGACACGGAUGUGCCUGCUCUCGAGAACUUGGACAUUGUCAUGUCCGUCCUCGAUGCGGCCGAUAAAUACGACAUGAAACGAGUCGGCAUAUUCAUCGUUAGAAUGAUAACGGCUCCGAGGUUUCUAGAAAAAGAAUCCAUGCGAGUCUUUGCUAUCGCAUGUCGUUACCGCUCAGAGGCAGAGACUCUGGUGGCGGCGAGAUACAUGCUGCGUUUUGCGGUGUGGGAGCCUGCAUAUGUGUCUGAAUUGGACUUCAUUACUGGUUCAGACUUCCAGCGGUUGGUCAAGUACCACACAAGUUGCGGUCAAGCUAUGACCCAGCUUACCCGUCUUUGGUCUACGUAUCCCCUGCCAUCACUUGACUGCAAGUUCUGUCGCAAGAAGGGAGUUUCUCGCUUGUCCCUCAAAGAAUACCAAGAUAGUGUCAUAGAAGCACUCCGCAUGCGGCCAUCUGUGGAAAGCCUCCUUAAUCCCGAGUGGAUUGACAGUAUGGUGAAGAGGGCGGGAAGUUGUAUUGGCUGUAAAGAGAGAGUGCCGAGAGUGCUUGCUGAAUACGCAAAGGAACUUGCCUUCCCGGUAAUGGCGAUUAUCCUGGAGAUUCCCCUGGACAUUGAUUUUCGCUGA